ACCCUCUCUCAAAAGAUAAAAAGGCCGAUGCUUUGAUUGACAACCUGUGCAGCAAAUGAAAAAUUCGUCGUCUGGGAGUGAGCCAAUGAAAUUUGUGGGGGCGGGACUAAGCAAAAACACCGGACUACUUUGCGCCUUUGUUUCAGUUGUUGGUAGUAGAUGCGACGAGAGCAGGAGACGCAUGAAAGAUGUUUGCAAAAGCCACUAAGAACCUGGUCUCUGAGAUCGACACUGAUGGUUCCCUGAUCCCAGUGUCCCGUCUGAAUGACUCGGAUGGUCUGGCUCCUCUGGCCCUGGUCAUCAAGAGAAACCGCUACUGGUUUUGGCAACAGCCCAAGUACCUAACAUCAGACUUCAAACUAAAUGAUGUUCUUGUUGGAGAUCCCAUAAAUCCAGCUGUGGUUGAAUCAGACUUUUUGACCUAUAAUGGCAAAGUUGUGGAUAACAAAAGUGGAAGUGCUGCAGCGGAAUUUGGGCCGGGGACCAUUAAUGUGGGGGGUGCCGGCUCCAGCAAACUUCAGUCAUCGUUUGGAAACCUAAAGAAAGAGGAGGUGGAUGUGCAGAAGCUCUUACAGGAUUCCAAAUCUAGAGUUCUGGACCUGAAGCACUCUCUGAUCGAGCAGACACGGGAGUCGCAGAGGGAGGUGCUGACGCUCGUGAAGGAGCGUAUCGUCACCACUCAGCCCUGUGCCAUCACAGAGGAUGUUCAGGAAGGUGGUACCUGCACUGGAAUGUUUGGGUUCAAUAAGACAAUAAAGGUGUCAGUCAAUGAUAAAGGCAAGCCUUUUGUCGAGUAUGACACUAAUGUGUCAAUCAACAUCCCCCCCAAAACCACCAUUGCUUACAGUGUGAUUGAACUAGAAGUUGCUCACACUGGACACUAUGAACUGUGCCUGCUGCCAAAUAUCAAGGGAGGUUUUGAAGUUGACGGGCCAGUGAAAGUGAAGCAAUCAAGCACAGUUAGUGCUGCACCCGGGAAAACAACCAACAAACUGCAGAAAGAUCUGGAAGGACUCCAGGGGCAGUUUACAGUCCUCUCUAAACUCCCAUCCAGCACACGCUCCUCAUUAUUCCAGCAGAUCUCUCUGCUCCUGCAGAACAGUGCAGCCAUCAGCGUGCUGGAGGACGCACUAGAGGACCUGUGUGGUGGGACGCAGCCUGAUCCCAGUGCAUUAGAGAAGGUACCUGCUCUGAAAGCCACACUGGAGCUUGUACAGAAGACUGCUGGUGCUAACCCCUCUGGAAAGCAGAAGAAACCCAGCGCUCUGACUGCCACCUAUCUGCUCAUCAGCUCCUUAGAUGAGAUGACUGACUCUGCCCUGCUUGAGCUCAAAUCCUGCUGUAGUUACGCAACCCUGCAAGCUUUGCUUCAUCUUGUGCAAAAUAUGACUUCAAAUAAGUCCUCUCUGAAAGAUGCUGCUUUGGCUGCGCUAACCAAUGAGAAGGUUUUCAAGAAGGUUACAUCACUCUUUGCGUCCUGUAACGUGACACUGCUUAAGGAGAAGGAUUCAGUGGUUACAAAAAUCGGCAACCCACAGGAUUGCCUUCCUCUCAUGCUGUGCAUUGCUGUUAAAGGCUUGGCAUCUCUAGUGCCCCCUGUCUGACUGGAGUACAACAGCAAAGCUGAGGACCAAAGGGCACUUAAAGCGGUGGACAAUCUACAAACCUUGGGAUAAGAAAAAAAAAAAAAAUUUGGAUCCUUAAGUGGCCUUUCAGCUGUUUUAUAGAAAUUGUCUAUUCAUUUUAAAUAGUUUUUUAAAGUACCUCUGUAAUGUCAACCUUUUAGAGUGGAAAUACACAGUGUUGCUAAGUCCGCGACCCUAAUAACUUGUAUUUAGCUGCUGGAAUGCGAAUUUUUACCAGGGGAACCCGGACAAAAAAAAAAAAGUUUUAUCCCACGGAACGUGAUUUUUGCUGGGGGGGGGGGCUUUAUCCCACGGAACGUGAUUUUUACGAUUGGGCUAGUUUAGAGUAGCAAUUGGGCGGGUUUUGUUGUGAAAACCUGGCAACCCUGG
Messenger RNA from Sinocyclocheilus anshuiensis, 2015 nucleotides. It is a transcript of the gene gsdmeb, whose product is annotated as gasdermin Eb. Gene Ontology annotation, biological process: programmed cell death. Lineage: Eukaryota; Metazoa; Chordata; Actinopteri; Cypriniformes; Cyprinidae. The coding region runs from base 189 to 1604 and encodes 471 amino acids. The transcript is spliced from 10 exons. Gene Ontology annotation, cellular component: cytoplasm. The record is from RefSeq and is a predicted model, not a curated record.